This is a messenger RNA of Lingula anatina, 1038 nucleotides long. Its product is annotated as sarcoplasmic calcium-binding protein. Gene Ontology annotation, molecular function: calcium ion binding. The record is from RefSeq and is a predicted model, not a curated record. NCBI's taxonomy places the organism in Eukaryota, Metazoa, Brachiopoda, Lingulata, Lingulida, Lingulidae. Gene Ontology annotation, cellular component: endoplasmic reticulum.
CGCACGGUCGCAUUAUCUCUUUUUUGAGAGUAAAAAAUAACGCAUUGACAGUAUUGUCAUGUGUAUAAGUAAUGGAGAGGUCCUACCUUUUCAUCGUAGGUCAUAGGUGGAACGCAUUUUUAGCUGCACUGAGUAGACAUUAAAUUACAUUAUGUUGAGCGUUAUAACCACGACAGAUAUUCCUACCACCUUCCGGUAUUAAACAUGGCUGCGCCAUUGAAAGUUGCUGGUACAUGUACUCGAGGAUUAGCUAAGUACAUACCGGUUUAUAUACAUUCAAGCCGGGGAUUAGCAAGAAUUAUCCAACCAAGGCGGGGAUUAAUAAGGAUUAAGACAUCCUGGAGACCUCGGAUUACUUUUCGGCCAUGUUUGAUUGCAGGUUUCCCCACAUCGCGUAGACCUGCCCGAGGCUUGACAACCCAACCACUGAGUUUUAAAAAAAUGCCGGCGAACUACCCGCUUGUGACUGGCUCGGAACACUGGAGAAGAAAAGUCCGCACCGUAUUCAACUGCUUAGAUUCGAACUCAGAUGGCUACAUCACUAGAGAAGACUGGGUGAUUGGGGUCCGCCGUGUUGUCCAGUAUUUGGAUAUUGAUGAUGAGAAAGCCGAACGCAUUCUAAACGAACGUCUCGCAGUCUGGAAAUCCCUCGUCAAAGACUCAGAAGACGACACAACGGCCAAGAUUUCAGUAGACGAAUAUGUGCAGCAUAGUUUAUCGUUCGUCAACUGGGUCAACUACCGACAAGAAUUGCACGUAAAACUCAUCGCGACUACUUUCAAUGGGAUGGACCUCGACGGCGAUGGGUUUAUUUCCAAGGAAGAACACGCCGCUUUUUUCUACGGCAUCCACGUCCCCGUUGAGCACUCGAAGGACAUCUUUGAUGUGAUGGACGCAGAGAAGGACGGUUUUAUAUCCCUUGCAGAGUAUGCAGAGGCCCAUAUGGAGUUUUGGUUAACUGAAGAUCCCGAUAAUAAAUAUAAUGAAUUCUUUGGACCAUUGGUCGACUAGUACUUGUACUUUCUCUUUUUAAAAGGG